AUGCCGCCUUCAUCCGCCGUGCUGGUGACCAAGGUCAAGGUUCAGCUCAAGCUGGCCAUCGCGAGGUUGCGCAUGGUGCAGAAGCGCGACGAGGCGCUCGCCAAGCAGCAGCGGAGGGCCAUGGCCCAGCUGCUCGACGUGGGCAAGGUCGACUCGGCGCGCAUCCGCGUCGAGAACAUCAUCCGCUCCGACAUCGCCACCGAGCUGCACGAGAUCCUCGAGCUGUACUGCGAGCUGCUGCUCGCCAGAGCCGGCCUCCUCGACGCGCCCACCUGCGACCCGGGCCUCGAGGAAGCCGUCAAGAGCAUCAUCUACGCCGCCCCCAAGACGGAAAUCAAGGAGCUGAAUCAGGUGCGCACCCUCCUGGCCGAGAAGUUCGGCAAGGAGUUUGUUCUCAACGCCAUGGAAAACACGGACGGGAAAGUGUCGGAGAAGGUGGUCAAGAAGCUCAGCGUGACGCCGCCCAAGGAGGAACUGGUUGUCGGGUACCUCGAGGAGAUCGCCAAGGCGUACGGCGUGAACUGGCCGAAGAGGCCCAAGCCAGACCUGGGAGAUGUCCCUGACCUUCUGGACGACGACGACGACGACGACGACGAUGAGAACCCCAGCGGUGGCCAGGCCCAGGUGAACCUGAAGGCACCCCUUGCCACCGAGGAUCCUGAGGACAGCGAGGCCGAGGCGCGGGAGGAGCUCAGCAAGGCCACACCCCCGAGAAACUUUGGGCCGAGCCUGCCGCUUCACGUCAACCCACCGAGCCCUUCGACUGAGAAUAUCCGCCCCAAGGUGACGCUCAACUCGUUGGAGCUCAAACCAAGCAAGAGGCCGGCCAAGGCUAGCGUCGCGUCAAAACCGGCAGAGCCGAAAGGGGGCAUUGCGAGUGGGAUUCCGGACGUGGACGAACUGGCGGCGCGAUUUGCUGCCCUCAAGAGAUGA
Messenger RNA from Lasiosphaeria miniovina, 933 nucleotides. Its product is annotated as regulator of Vps4 activity in the MVB pathway-domain-containing protein. The transcript has 2 exons. The coding region runs from base 1 to 933 and encodes 310 amino acids. NCBI's taxonomy places the organism in Eukaryota, Fungi, Ascomycota, Sordariomycetes, Sordariales, Lasiosphaeriaceae. The record is from RefSeq and is a predicted model, not a curated record. Gene Ontology annotation, biological process: protein transport.